This is a messenger RNA of Phragmites australis (common reed), 2072 nucleotides long. RefSeq names its product probable protein phosphatase 2C 48. The transcript has 4 exons. Gene Ontology annotation, biological process: protein dephosphorylation. The coding region runs from base 618 to 1655 and encodes 345 amino acids. Lineage: Eukaryota; Viridiplantae; Streptophyta; Magnoliopsida; Poales; Poaceae. The record is from RefSeq and is a predicted model, not a curated record. Gene Ontology annotation, molecular function: protein serine/threonine phosphatase activity.
ACGGCCGGCUUCCUGACUCACCCGGUCGGCCUAGCUAAGCCGAGCUUCCCCUGCACCUACGGCUCUUCCUCCCACCUCUCCCGGUCGGCCUAGCUAAGCCGAGCUUCCCCUGCACCUACGUCUCUCUCUCUCUCUCUCUCUCUCUCUCUCUCUCUCUCUCUCUCUCUCUCUCUCUCUCUCUCUCUCUCUCUCCUUUAAAAGCUCCCAUCGAAGCUUUCACCUCACUUCACACCGCGAUUCACACAACCCUCCUCUUCAUUAAUUCUGCUUGCUUCGUUCCUGCUGGUUCUUCGCGAACUCGCUGCUUCGGUUGUUCUGGCUCUUGUAUAAGCCUCCGUUUCUUGGCAAGUUCUUGCGCAUGAGUUUAGAAGCUCUUUGUCUUUCCGCUUCUGUUUCAUCCAAACCAAUCCAAGCUCGUUGCUUGAUUCAAAAGGAACACGAAAGAUCCAGGAGAAACGACAGAAAUAUCCGGAACAAAUCAAUCGUAGUCCUCCGUUCUUGGUACUGGUAGUAGCUGAGCUUUCCGCGUUAGUGGUCCGGAUCAGUCGCCACGAAACCGGGAGAGAGGAGGGAGGUAGGAGAAGCUCUCGGUAGCCGCGCGGAAUUGAUCCGUGAGAAUGCGGCAGAUCUCGUCGCUGCUGCAGGGGCUGGCCCGGUCGCUGUCCGUGGGGAGGGACAGCAAGGGGGACGGCGGCGCCGGCGCAGGCGAGGGGAAGGCCGCAGUGCUGCGGACGUCGGGGACGGUGUGGGGCGAAGGGUCAGAGACGUUCGCCGCCGUGUGCUCGCGGCGCGGCGAGAAGGGCAGCAACCAGGAUUGCUCCAUCGUCUGGGAGGGGUUCGGGUCUCAGGAGGACACGGCCUUCUGCGGCAUCUUCGACGGGCACGGCCCGUGGGGCCACUACGUCGCCAAGGCCGUCCGCGAGUCGCUGCCGCCGUCGCUGCUGUGCCACUGGCAGGAGGCCCUCGCGCUGGCCUCCCUCAUCGACGUCGAGAAGAGGCUCUCCGACUGCCGCUUCGACCUCUGGAAGCAGUCCUACCUGGCCGCCUGCGCCGCCGUCGACGACGAGCUCCGCCGCAGCCGCCGCCUCGACGCCGUCCACAGCGGCUGCACCGCGCUGUCGAUCGUCAAACAGGGCGACCUCAUGGUCAUCGCCAACGUCGGCGACUCCAGGGCCGUCGUGGGGACGACGUCAGACGACGGGGGCGUCGCUGCCGUCCAGCUCACCGUCGACUUCAAGCCCAAUCUGCCUCAGGAGAAGGAGCGCAUCCGGCGGUGCAACGGCCGCGUGCACUGCCUCGCCGACGAGCCUGGCGUGCACCGGGUGUGGUUGCCCAACCGGGAGUCGCCGGGGCUCGCCAUGUCGCGCGCGUUCGGCGACUACUGCGUCAAGGACUACGGCGUCAUCUCGGCGCCGGAGGUGACGCAGAGGAGGAUCAGCAGCAGGGACCAGUUCGUCAUCCUCGCCACGGACGGGGUCUGGGACGUGAUCUCCAACGAAGAGGCCGUGCAGAUCGUGGCGGCCACGCCGGACAGGGAGAGGGCGGCCAAGCGGCUCGUCGAGUGCGCCGUCCGAGCUUGGAGGCGCAAGAGGCGCGGCAUCGCUGUCGACGACUGUUCGGCCAUCUGCCUCUUCCUCCACUCGCCGCCAUCAUAGAAAGCUCCCCUGCUUAAAUCGGCGUCAAGAAGAGAACAAAGCAAAAUGCAGAUAUCAAGAUUAAGAUUAUUAUUCCCAUCGCAUUCUUGUUAGAGACUGCAAUGCCGCCGUCCAAGACUCGAAAGGCAGAUCAGAACGUGCAGUUUGCCGCAUGAUUGGGACACUGAAGGAUCGAUGGACCUGGACGGUGACCAAAAAAAUCUCCAGCUUUCACACCGUGCUUGUCAAAAUGUACGAGAAACAACACCAGCCACCAGCAAAGGCAGAAAGAUGAAAGGGAAAAAAGAUGCAUUUUGUCCUCAUUUUCGGCGUGUAUGGAUCUGAAUUGCUGUUAUGAUAGCAAAUAGUCACAAUUAUUGUUGUACAUCAAUCAAAAUAGGAUCACAAAUCAUAUAGGGGGUGCCAUCUGAACGAAAA